UCCAUCGCAUCAGACCAUCGUAUCCAUCUCCGGCAUCCCCAUUAAGCUUGGAGAACCAUCCGUUUUCAUGCAAAACGGAUGUCGCCGUCGUCGAUGCUAUGACUGAGGUCGUGCCCGCCGACCGCACCAGGCUUCUGCAAUCAAAGCGGGCAGAAUGCAGUGAAAUUGCACGGUCGAGAAAGAGGAAACUCUGUGUUCUCUACGCCGUCGCCACCACUUCGGAUGGCCUCCCCCAGCGUAGCUUCGCGGACCCCGACGCGCAGCCCGCCAACACCGCCGAGUCGCACUUCUUGGAGGGAUGCGACAUUCUACAAGGGAGAAAACUAAACGAGUUGAACAUACCGGCACGGCCGCGACCUCGAAUCGAGUACUCCCAACUACCUGUCGCGAGGGAAGCGCUUGCUCCAAGCGAAAAUACCGUUGCUGUCGUUGUCAAGAAGCAGGAUGUUCGUGAUGCCGUGCGACCGGUCGCCGCACCGCCGCCACCAGCAUCAUCACCACCCGUGACGUCGCGACCAGAAGUUGACGAUGGACAGACGGAUCGUCUCCCCAAUAUUGCUCCUGCGCUGCCAGCUUCGGGAGCUACCCCGAAGCUUCAGCCAGCGCGGCCGACCCAACCUCUCGAGCAUCCUACGAGGGCCGCUGGGCCUCGUAUAAAUAGUAAUGAGCAACCCCAUCCCAAGCCGCCUUCCACCAGUGAAAACGCAGAAACUAUCGCUAAAAACAUUACCAUCAAUGCUAUUCCUGCCAAAGUAUCAGCAGGGCUACCUACAAGCUCCCCUAGUCUUCCCCAUCUGCACAUAAUACCAACAGUCGUGGGUGAACAGCGGCAGGUAAAGCCUGAGCCCGACCUCGAAGAUGCACAGCGACAAGACCGAUACGAUGGCGAGCCGAUGGAUGUCGAAUUUUCUCCUUCCAGGAACGAAGAAAAUACGGAUAUAUGUUGUCAGGGCCCUCAACCCGUCGUCUCCGGCUCGGCCGACGCGGCGUCGUCCCCAAGCUCGACUACUCAAACAGCAACGACACCAUAUAUUCCCGACACGUCGGCCAACACGAGCCCGGAUCAUGACGGGGCGCCGGUUACGGCCGGUGUCGAGGUGAAGGUUGUGGAGUUUGGGGGUGUACGUACGCUGGGGCCCGAUUCGCAUAGUUUGACGCCCGGUCACACUCUGAACUCUGCCGGCACCGUGCUUGCGCCCGAAAAUACUCAAAACCGAGUCGAAACCUUACCGAUACCAGAGCCAACCAGUACCACCACGACUAAAGUGGUGAGCAACGGUGUUAAAAAUAUAAGGACGCCCACAGAACCAGCACUGCCAGAGGUAUCAUUGCCCACCCCCUAUGGAGAAUCCAGCCCAGUCAACUUUGGUCGCAGUGGGCAGCCCGAGCCCCCGGACCCGCCACAGACCCCAAACGAUGCUUUCCGCGGACCUACCCAGGCAAAUGCCCAGUCCAACCAACAGCAAAUUCACCAGAAGGUUCGUGAAGUACCGGUGCAUCCCGGCGCAGCACCCCAGAUCAAAGGGAGCCUAGCCCCCAGCAGGGCGGCAGGCGAAGCGAUGACGAAGGAGACCUUGGUGGCAUCUGAGCCUGGCGCAGCUCCCGAUCAGGCCGGCUCCGAAGGCCCUCGCCCCCCUUCCACACCGCCGCAAACGCCGGUACAGCCGCCUCGGUUGGAUCAUCAACAGACAAGUGGUCCCACAGGGGCUGCCCAGCAGAAGCCGGUAUCCGAAAUCCUUGCCGAACCGCCGAACCCUUCCGGGGAAUCCGAACCUAAUCGCGCACCGCUGGUAAUCCCCGGCCCCCAGUCGUCUCGGAAGCCGCCCCAGAGUAUUCUCCGCAAAGCUAGGCUUAAGGAGAAGAGUAAGCAGUCUACUGUGAUAUUCGGUAAACAGCCAAGGCGUGCUUCGAGCUCGGCCAGGACACUCGUCCAGAACCGCCCAAAGCCGGGUCAGAUGCCCAGCGACGACUACUUCACGCCACUUUUCGUACAGUCUUUCACCUCCACCUCAAAAUGGAUGAAGCCACUCGAUCAACUUUUACAUCAAGCUCACAAGACCCUGUCUACCCCAGAUUCGUACACCCAAAUACUGGAUAAUCAAGCGUGUAAGGUUCUUAGGAGGGUUUACCAGUUACAGCACCAUGAUAAGUGGUCUCUUCGUCAACCAAAGCGUUGCCCCGAGCCUACGCGCCAGCCAUGUCACUGGGACGUGUUGCUGAAGGAGAUGAAGUGGAUGAGGACCGACUUUCGCGAGGAAAGAAAAUGGAAAAUGGCUGCCGCCCGUAACCUUGCCUAUGCCUGUGCCGAAUGGGUAUCUUCUUCGCUGGAAGACCGCAAGGCUUUGCAGGUGAAUUCCGUCAUCCCCCCUCUGGAACUAGCGGACAUAAACGAGGCGUCGGUCGUCGAUGCGCACCACGCUCCCAGCGCCGAGAAUCAACCAACUCCGGAUCUCAUUACAUCAACGGAGGCCGAUUCGCCGUUGGAGCCGGAUGACGAGCCUCACGAGGUCGCCAUCGACACGAUAGCGCCCUCGGCUUUGUUUUGUUUGGAGAAUGAUGACGUUGUCUUUGCACUUCAUCAGUCGCCGACCACAGACCGCCUCCUCGAGGAAUUGCCUAUGUACGGAUCGCCGCUGAAAGUCCCCAAAUCCGACCUCACGGCACCGGAGUACGACCCCGACGCCUCAUGGAGACGGCCCGCCUUGCCACUGACCAAGUUCGUGGAGGGUCGGAUGGAGCUUACUUCAACCGGCCCACCGCAAAAAAGAAGCCGGUAUCGGUAUUCGCAGGAGGAUGACGAGGAUGACGAAGUCGUCUUUGGCCAGAGCAGUGGCAACGAGCCAUGCCUAGAGCCACAAAGUCCCAAUGUGGCUCUAUUCCGACCGGAGAACAAGAGUAUUAGAGACAGAUUGCACGCUGGGCACCAAUUUCGUCCGCCUAAUGAGCAUACGAUGCCGUUCCAAUCCUUCUACGAAUCCAGAAGCCCGUCGCAGUGGAUGCAGUCGGAAGACGACGAAUUGAAGAGUCUAGUGCGUGAGUACUCGUACAAUUGGUCUCUCAUAUCCAGUAUGCUCUCUUCCAGGUCCCUUUUCAGCUCGGGGGCCGAGAGACGCACACCGUGGGAGUGUUUCGAGCGGUGGGUCGGACUGGAGGGACUCCCCCACGACAUGCAGAAGACCCAGUACUUCAAGCUGUGGCAAGGUAGGAUAGAAUCGUCACAGCAGGUCAUAUUCCGUCAGAACCAGAGCGCGAUGCAGCAACAGGCGCAGCAGCAACAAGCCGGCUCCAACGGGCCCCCAACCCCUGUACCUCGGAGGCGGUUUACUGUUCCUCUCAAGGUGGAACGUCGACGAAACCAGAAGCAUCUUACCAUGAUUGACGCCAUGCGGAAACUGGCCAAGAAGCGAGAGACGGCGAUACAAAAGCAGCAGCAUGCAGCUUCGCUUGCAGCCAUGAGAAAAUCCAACGAGGCGCCUCAGCCCAGGGCAGCGACGAAAACACCCCGAGAAUAUAGCAUUAUGCGAUGGGAGCGAGAUCAGGCGAUGGCUGAGAGACUAGCGGAGAGGAUGGCCCAACAGCAACGUCACGAGGCACAACGCAGAGCCGUCCUACAGAGAGCACAGCAAGGGCAGGCCGCACAGGUAGCAACCGCCCAGAACGCCAAUCAGCUCUCGCAGAACAACCCGCAGAUUGCAGCCUCUCACGCCCACGCGAGCAUACCUCGUGUGAAUGUCCCCAACCAGAUGCCAGUUAGCGGCCAAGGACGCGCCCGCAUGCCGAUGCACGCUACCCCCAACGGCACCGGAGCUCCAAAUCAUAUGGGCGGCAAUCUCGUUGCUCCUAUGCCGAUAAACGGCGCUUCCCAGGUGCAGAUACCCACUGUCAACGGUCAGUCGCGGAUGGCGAUGCCCAACCCGCAACCGGACAUGCAGCUAUUGCUACAAGCACAUCAGAUCUCGGAGCAGCAGCGCCGGUCGGUGCAGAUGCGGCAGCAUCAGGCGCAGCAUCAGCAUCAGGCGCAGCCGUCACACCAAAGCCCUCAGGGGAGCAUACCUUUGCAGGGUUCGCCGCCUGCUAUGCGGGCCGGCGCCAUGGCUGGGCUAAACCACAAGAGCUAUAUAAAUAACGCCCAGACGCAAGCCAUGAUGGCCUCGUUUAGCGCCGCGAAUGGGCAAGGCAUGUCGACGCCUCCUGCCGCCGGACUUGGUAUAUCGCCCCAGGCAGGCUCCCCACGACCCAACACCACCAUACCCCAGCCGACGCACCAAACAUACGUUGCCCAGCUUCAGCAUAUCGAGACCCAGCUCAGACAAUCGCAUCCGAACACGCCCCAGGACAUGAUCCGUGAGAUGGCGAGACAGCUUCUGAAUAACCGUCAGAACAGUCACAACAUGGCACAAUCUGCAAUGAACGCCGCAGCUGGGGGGACCGGCCACGCUGCCGCUGCCAACGGACCCCACCAAUAUGCGCAACUGCUCCGGGCUCAACAACAGCAGCAGGCAGCCGCUGCCGCCGCAGCGCAGGCCCAGCACGCGCAGGCCCAGCAAGGGGGAGCGCAGCAUCAGCGGAAUUCGAGCGGAAGUGCCACACCGACGCCCUCGGUGCCGAAAUAGGAUGUCGGUAUAAGCUUUAAUUC
Molecule: messenger RNA, 4636 nt
Organism: Durotheca rogersii
Lineage: Eukaryota; Fungi; Ascomycota; Sordariomycetes; Xylariales; Xylariaceae
Exons: 4
Coding region: 99-4613 (1504 amino acids)
Source: RefSeq, a predicted model, not a curated record